AUGAUGGAUUAAAGAGCUGAUAAAGUUUAACUAAAAAAUGAAAUGAAUUAGACUAAUUCUAAUUAAAAUUCCCUUAUCUAAAUGUUUCUUGAUAUUGUUGACAUCUAAUCUCUUCAAUAAUAAUCUAUUGUUGCUGAAAAUAAUCAAUAUAAAAUAGAGUUUUCUACUAAAAAUACAUUUAUGUGCAAAUAGGCUGAAAGUUCUUUAAUUAGAUCUAAUUAGGAUGAUAUUAGCAAGGAUAAGCACAAGAGCAAGACAUCAUAUCAUUUAAAAAAUUCAAAUGUUAUGAAAAACAUACUAAAGUCAUUUUAAAGGUGUAUCGAGAAUGAGCAAGACGAAUAAUAAAAAUAGAAUUUUUGCCAUCUCAGUAAUGUUACUUAUGGACACGCCUAGUUGUGCAAAUUCUUAAAAUUAAGUCUGAAAACUGAAGGAAAGAGGUGGAAUAUGAAAGCUAAAAACUUGGUAGAAAAAUCUAAAUUGAAAUCGCUUUUUGAAUAUUAUCUAACAAAUAUUAAUAAAUUGUGGCUAGACAAUAGCAAAGUCUCAAAUAAAUAAGAGCAUGAAGAUUUAGUUAUUUAUUUGCUUAAUUAAAUUUAAAAUCCUAGUGAUACUUGCAGGAUAAGGUUUUAUUAGAAAAGCAAAUAAAUUAUUAAAAGCUGUGUAUGA
This is a messenger RNA of Tetrahymena thermophila SB210, 666 nucleotides long. RefSeq lists its product as hypothetical. The record is from RefSeq and is a predicted model, not a curated record. NCBI's taxonomy places the organism in Eukaryota, Ciliophora, Oligohymenophorea, Hymenostomatida, Tetrahymenidae. The transcript has a single exon.